AUGGUUCCGCCGAAACCUGGCACUCCAUUACCGAGCCCGCCGAGGCCGAGUGCAGUUCGCAUAAACGUCUCGGGCGCAAAGAUUGUCGAUUCGGCUUCUGAGGAUGACGAUGCCGGAAACCGAGAUAUCCGGUUACCCAACCACACGAAGCAAGUGUCCCAUAUCGCAGUCGAUAUCGGAGGUACGCUGGCAAAAGUCGUAUUCUUUAACCGCGCACCAGAAGACGGCCUCGGCGGUCGCCUAAACUUCACCAAAUUCGAAACGGACGAUAUCGAGGAUUGUAUCGCUUUCCUGAAACAACUAGUGGAUAGCAGAAGAGAACAGCAACAACAACCUAGAAAUACCGGAACUGGAAAAAAGACACGAGGGGGCCGUGGAUCGGCGGGGCAGGAUGAGAUGUGUGUGAUGGCGACGGGAGGUGGGGCAUAUCUGUUUUACGAUCGGCUGAAGAGUGAGCUUGGUUGUGAGAUCGUGAGGGAGGAUGAGAUGGAGUGUCUGAUAUCAGGACUUGACUUCUUCAUUACGGAGAUUCCGGACGAGGUAUUCACCUACAGCGAAGAAAACCCCAUGGCAUUCGAAGAACCGCGGGAAGACAUUUAUCCCUAUCUGUUAGUCAACAUCGGGUCAGGCGUCAGCAUGAUCAAAGUUUCCGGCCCCGGCGCGAAUGAAUUCGAAAGAAUAGGUGGAUCAUCACUAGGAGGCGGUACCCUAUGGGGUCUUCUAUCUCUACUGACAGGCGCCAAGUCAUUCGACGAUAUGCUGGAGAUGUCCCAGAAAGGAGACAACACCGCUGUUGACAUGCUCGUGGGCGAUAUCUACGGGACUGAUUACGGGCGUAUCGGACUCAAAUCGACGACGAUAGCGAGUACGUUCGGGAAAGUGUUUAAGAAGAACAUGAGUGCUUCGAAUGGUACUGGAAAGCCGGAGUUCAAGCCAGAGGAUAUCAGCAAGAGUUUGCUUUUCGCUAUCAGUAACAAUAUCGGUCAGAUCGCAUAUCUACAGGCAACGAAGCACGAUAUCCACAACAUCUAUUUUGGAGGCUCAUUUAUUCGCGGACAUACAGCGACUAUGAACACACUCUCUUACGCAAUUCGAUUUUGGUCACAAGGUUCGAAGCGGGCGUAUUUCUUGCGACACGAGGGAUACCUGGGUGCCGUGGGUGCAUUCUUAAGACAUCAGCCAAGAAAUUGGGGUAGACGGAAGAGUUUUGGCGAAGACGGGGGACAGCGGAUAUUCCAAGCUACUAGGAAGGAAUGA
Molecule: messenger RNA, 1257 nt
Organism: Saitoella complicata NRRL Y-17804
Lineage: Eukaryota; Fungi; Ascomycota; Saitoellomycetes; Saitoellales; Saitoellaceae
Product: fumble
Exons: 5
Coding region: 1-1257 (418 amino acids)
Biological process (GO): coenzyme A biosynthetic process
Cellular component (GO): nucleus; cytosol
Molecular function (GO): pantothenate kinase activity; ATP binding
Source: RefSeq, a predicted model, not a curated record